GUAUUAGAGCGAUCGGGAAGCCCUAAACACCAAAAAGAAAGCUUUUCUGACGUGACGGUGCGUGAGGGUGUAUAUGCUUACAUGCGGACGAAACAUUAGAAACGGUGCCCUGCCACCGGUGCGAACAAGCGAGACAGAACGAAGAGAAUACCAAUGGGGAAAGAGCAAAUGUAUGCAGCUACUGUACUGAAAAAACAAUAGAGAGGUAGAGAGAGAGAGAGAGAAAUUUUGUUCGAGAAUUAUACAGUAAGAGAGUGGAGUUUGCAGCACGCAAAAAAAAAACACCCCGAGAGAGAUGUUGUACGGUCCCGGUGUUCCAAACGGUUCCGUCGAUUGCGGAAGAGACCACACCGCCCCAGAAUAUUGUUAGCACUGCGUCUGCACGGAUAGCCAUCCGGUGUAGGCUGAUUUCGCGUGGCUCGAACUGCCCUGGUUGCCCAGCCGUACAGUAGUCUGCCUACACACAUCUACACAAAUCUCGACCCAACCGCGUGUGUGUGUGUGCGUGCGUGUGUGCUGUGAGUUGGAAAGUGGCCACUGAAGAAGAAAAUCAGAAACACACCGAUUGUCCACCGUCACGAAUCGAUCUUGGUUUUUCGAACGGUGGCAGUGGUGUCUCGUAUCAGGUGUGUAUUUAUUGGCCGGUCCGACGUCCGGGCGAGCACAGGCAGGAUCGUGGCAGCGCAACUCCACAAAACAUUCGCGUUUGAGGCAACUAAAGUGAGUGCAAUGUAAGCAAACUGCAGCAUACCGUGCCACACCGUGGAGCAAAAACUCCGGCUGCGGCUUCCACAUGUGUGUUUUUGUUGUGCUGUGAGCCUAACCAAAAAGUGUGCUUUGUGUAAGCAUUGGCAGUGCGAAAAGUUUGUGUGUUUCGUGUCAAGGUGAAUGUUUGCAGUGCCAGGCAGUUCCAGCUGACGUUCGCAAACUUGUGCUAGGGGUAACCACCGUGACCCCUAGGGUGUGUUGGGGCUAGUGUGUAAAAGCGCCUAGCCGGGUCGAACCGAGUAGCAAGUGUGCUUGUGAAAAAAAAGUCAAAAACCAACGUCAUCGAGGUGGAUCUGCAUACUUUCGCUCGGAGAAGCUUUUCCGGCUGGGGCUGCGUUUUUCCUGUAGCCCCCGUAACCUUUACCGGUUUCCUUAUUUCCCCGGGUGCCUUGUGCGCGGUACCCCAGCAUCAUAAUUGACUGUACACCGGAAGCCUACGAAACGCCGCCACAUUGGAAUACCAGGAGGAGAGUUGUGCGUGUUCGCACAGCGUGGAACCACCGCCACCAUCGUGCUGCAGAGUAAUGGUCACCAAAAUAUGGAGCAGCUGCAUGCCCAAACCGAGCAGCUCACCGAACCGCGUCGAACGGCAUCACUUCUAUCUAUGUCAGUGGCAAAGCAGCACCCAGGUCGGUAUAUGCUACCUGCUGUACCGGUUGAUAGUUGCCAUCGUGUUUCUGGCGAUGCUUGUCUGCUCCGUGCUGGACAUUGGACGCUCCGAACCGAUGUUCGAACAUCACUACGCCAAAUGGUGGAUCUACCUGACACACUGGGCACUGAUAGCGUGCACCAUACAGGCCUGGCUGGCGGCCAUCAUCGUCACCAAGGGUUUGAUGAUUGACCGGAAUGAGUUCGAGUGGAACAUUCAUGUCGCAAGGGAAAGCCGACUACAUUCGGUGUACUGGAUUGCGUACACGAUUGCUACCGUCUACUCAUUCAUCGUCACCAUCGUUUACUGGAUGUUCGUGUACGAUCCAAGUAAAAACCGUGUCGAUGCCGUUAAUCUCAUGGUGCACGUGCUCAACUCCAUCAUUAUGCUAAUUGAUCUAACCAUCGUCGGACAUCCGAUCAAGCUCAACCAUGCGUACUGGACGACCGGUAUCGGGGUGGCCUACGCGCUGUUCUCCAUCGUCUAUUACUUGGCAGGCGGAACGGACAGACACAACGAUUCCAGCAUCUACAAAAUGCUCGACUGGACCAAGCCGGGCAAAUCGAUCGUCAUCUGUGCGCUCGGCAUCUUUGCCGUGUUUCUGAUGCACUUCCUCUGCUACUGCCUGUACUGUCUUCGGGUGUGGCUGUACGCCCGCGUCUGCGUCCAGGGUAACAACAGCAAAUCGAGCAGCCACGAGAAGAUCACCUCCAUCACGCGAACACUCUCCUCGAUGGAGGAAGCACAGCGGGAAAACUUCCUCAAUCCGACCGCCGUCGUCGAUCUGAAAGAGUCGCGCCAUGAUGGACGUGGCUCGCGCCAGGUGGCCUCCUUACGCUAGUGCACUUUGCUCGACCAAUAUUACCACACAAGAGUUAACAGCGAUCCGAACGGCGGGCAUACGGUGUGAUGGUGCUCGUGCGCUUUACUUUGGGAUUUUCCGUUUUGCAUUUACCGGGGGGAUGUGUUUUUAAUCAAAAAAAAAAAAAAUUGUAUAGUUGUACUAAGGAUCGCAGAAACAAAACAAAAAAACCCGAUCGUAUGAUAGUAUCGUGAGAAGCAACGUAGAGCGCAUAGCAGAUACCUGAUCGGUGUUUUUUUGGGCCAACCCAGGUCGGCAGAAUUCGGAAUUCAAUUUGUCUUGCUCCUUUCAAAGGACACGCAACUAGAGGUACGCAGGCGGGCAAUGCAUGGCGUAUGGUAAGGUGAUUUCAAUACUCGCAUUUAAAGUAUUUCCGUUCAGUUUGUUGUAAGUUUAGGUAGUGAAUUAAUUUACCAAACCAUAUCCUGUGUGUUAUUGCCAAAUUGCCGUACGUUGGUGAUUACGUUCGUUCGUUGGAAAAACGAAACAAAAUAUGAAAUUCCAACAAAGAAAAAACAAACAAAAAAACAUUCCGAUAUAGUAUACCUCUCUAAAAGAAAGUAACGAUUCCUCGCUUUUGCUUUACUUUACUUUACUUUUCAACCCCCCCUCGUCUCGCACUCACACUCCACUAUUCCCGUACUAGAUUUCCGUCGGGUUCGUUCACCGUAGUAUCUCUUUCCCGUAAUCGUAUUAUAACAACAAAAAAAAAACAAAUGCAACACAACAAAACCUAAACAACACAAACAAAAAAUCAAAACGAAAAAAAAUGAAAAAAAAACGAAAACCACACAAAAGAAAAACAUGUGAAAACCAAAAUAAAAAAAAACACCGAUUGAGCGCCUACCGUUCAACCAACUGACAUCACUCACGAAAUGUUAGAUCUUAGCGUAUAAAGUUACUAUUUGCUCACAAAACAAAACAAAAAAAAACGUUUUUUGUCGGACGGUGGUGCGGGGGGUUAGAUUCACACACAAACACACACACUCAAAAAAGAAAGAAAGAUUAUUAUAACAAUAGCAAAAAAAAAAAGAAAUUAAAAAACAGUAAGUCACAACACACACAGUCACACAACAAAUUAAACCAAACAAAUGUUGGAUCCGUAAGAAUGCGUCUUUAAAGUACAGUCGUUGAUUCUAGAAAUAUAUUUGAAGACAUAAAAAAGUAUCAUAGCAAGGAAGAAACGUAAACAAAACAAAAAAAAAUCAAAAAAAAACAAACCACAUUAGAUUGUUUGGCAGGUGCGGGGAGUAUGUAAUGAAGAAAUUGGGCAUGCGGUUUGGUAAAUAUAGUAGAAUACAAGAAAUGAGGAAAGAGUGUGAAGAUAUGAUAGGCAAAAUUGCGUUAAACAGUCUGCAAGAUAAAGCAACAACACUGGUGAUAUUCUCAGCUGUUACAGAAUGGAAGAUGUUGGAUACAGCUCGUUGUGCGUUGAUUUUAGCAAUAAAAGUAUUGGAGAGCAAAUGCAACACACAGCCAAGCGGAUGGAUUCUCUCCACUCGGUGAUGCAUCUGCAUAAAAGUAUUGCUAAUGUAAAGCCUAUAGGAUGCAUUUUAUUGAGAUAUAAAUAUUGAAACAGACAAGCCAGUAGUAGAAACAAACAAACAAACAAAGCAAAACAUAACACGUGUUAAAACAAAACUGACAUGCUACGAUGGUGUGGCACUGGAAGGGAAGGAAAUGGAAUCAAACACUAAAUUUGAUGCAAAGAAACCCCGAAAACAAAACAAAAAAACAUUCCAUUUAUAAAUUUGAUUGGUUUGUUUAGAGUGAAGUGAAUGCAAAAUAUAUAAAAAUCAUGUUCAA
This is a messenger RNA of Anopheles funestus (African malaria mosquito), 4085 nucleotides long. RefSeq names its product protein rolling stone-like. The transcript is spliced from 8 exons. The record is from RefSeq and is a predicted model, not a curated record. The coding region runs from base 1293 to 2258 and encodes 321 amino acids. Gene Ontology annotation, cellular component: membrane. NCBI's taxonomy places the organism in Eukaryota, Metazoa, Arthropoda, Insecta, Diptera, Culicidae.